CUGGCCCGCCGCGCCCGGAGCGAGCCUCGGAAAUGCCCGCGCUGGGGGAGCGGACACCGGCCGCCCCGCGGGCCCCAGGGAGAAGCUGAAGGUCGUUGGGAAGUGAGCGCCCAGUCACCUGACCCUCGGGCGCACCUAGGUGGGGCGGGGCCCAUGCGAGGCGGGCAGCAGGGGCCGGGGCGCGGGCAGCGCGGAGCGCGCGGAGCUGGGGCGGCGGGACGCGCGGCGGGCGAGGGCGCGGCUGGACACCGCCGGCGGCCUCGCCAUGUCCCAGCCGGCCGGGAGGAUGCAUUGCCGAAAGGCGGGGAUCCGAGCCGCCGUGGUGCUCAUCGGACUCCUGCACAAAUCUCGAAAACAGAAUAAAGAGAAAAGGAAGCAGGAGCUGGCCAACAGCUCGGAUGUGACCCUCCCAGAUCGGCCACUGUCCCCUCCUCUCACUGCUCCUCCAACCAUGAAGUCUGCGGAGUUCUUCGAGAUGCUGGAAAAGAUGCAGGGAAUCAAGCUCGAAGAGCAGAGGCCAGGACCCCAGAAGAACAAGGAGGACUAUAUCCCGUACCCCAGCAUUGAAGAGGUUGUGGAGAAGGGAGGCCCAUACCCUCAGAUCAUCCUGCCUCAGUUUGGAGGCUACUGGAUUGAGGACCCAGAGAACGUGGGUACGCCAACGUCACUGGGCAGCAGCGUUUAUGAGGAGGAGGAAGAGGACAGCCUGAGCCCCAACACGUUCGGCUACAAGCUUGAGUGCAGAGGUGAAGCCAGGGCCUACCGCAGGCACUUUCUAGGCAAGGAUCAUCUAAACUUUUACUGUACUGGCAGCAGCCUGGGGAAUUUGAUCCUGUCCAUCAAAUGCGAGGAAGCUGAGGGCAUCGAGUACCUUCGGAUCAUCCUCAGGUCCAAACUGAAGACGGUGCAUGAGAGAAUCCCCUUGGCUGGAUUGAGCAAGUUGCCCAGUGUCCCUCAGAUCGCCAAGGCUUUCUGUGAUGAUGCAGUGGGGCUGAAAUUCAACCCUGUCUUGUACCCCAAGGCCUCUCAGAUGAUUGUGUCCUAUGAUGAGCAUGAUGUCAACAACACUUUCAAGUUUGGGGUUAUUUAUCAGAAAGCCAGGCAGACCCUGGAAGAGGAGCUAUUUGGGAACAAUGAGGAGAGUCCAGCUUUCAAGGAGUUUUUGGAUCUCCUGGGGGACACCAUCACACUGCAGGAUUUCAAAGGUUUCCGAGGAGGCCUGGAUGUGACCCAUGGACAGACAGGGGUGGAGUCAGUGUACACCACUUUCCGGGACCGGGAGAUCAUGUUCCAUGUCUCUACCAAGCUGCCCUUCACGGAUGGUGACACCCAGCAGCUGCAGAGAAAGCGGCAUAUUGGGAAUGACAUCGUGGCCAUCAUCUUUCAAGAAGAAAACACUCCAUUUGUCCCAGAUAUGAUCGCAUCGAACUUCUUACAUGCCUACAUUGUCGUUCAGGCUGAAAGCACAGGCACAGAGACUCCAUCCUACAAGGUAUCAGUCACUGCGAGGGAAGAUGUGCCUGCCUUUGGCCCCCCUCUGCCGAGCCCGCCUGUUUUCCAGAAGGGCACAGAAUUCCGGGAGUUUCUGCUCACCAAGCUCACGAAUGCAGAGAAUGCUUGCUGCAAGUCGGACAAGUUUGCCAAGCUGGAGGACCGGACCCGGGCUGCUCUCCUGGACAACCUUCACGAUGAGCUCCACACACAUACUCAGGUCAUGCUAGGCAUGGGCCCAGAGGAGGACAAGUUUGAGAACGGGGGCCAUGGAGGAUUCUUGGAGUCUUUUAAGAGAGCCAUCCGAGUGCGCAGCCAUUCCAUGGAGACCAUGGUGGGUAGCCAGAGGAAGCUGCAUGGUGGGAACAUUCCUGGCAGCCUCAGCGGAGGUAUUGUCCACAACAGCAUGGAGGUCACCAAGACCACCUUCUCGCCUCCAGUGGCCGCAGCAACCGUGAAGAACCAGUCACGGAGCCCCAUCAAGCGGCGGUCGGGACUCUUCCCCCGCCUGCACUCAGGCUCUGAAGGCCAGGGGGACAGCCGGACACGAUGUGACAGUGCCUCCAGCACCCCCAAAACCCCAGAUGGCGGACACUCUUCUCAGGAGAUAAAGUCGGAGACCUCGUCAAAUCCCAGCUCUCCAGAAAUCUGUCCCAACAAAGAGAAGCCCUUCAUCAAGUUGAAGGAGAAUGGCCGUGCCAACAUCUCCCGCUCCUCCUCCAGCACCAGCAGCUUCAGCAGCACAGCAGGGGAGGGCGAGGCCAUGGAGGAGUGUGACAGUGGGAGCAGCCAGCCGUCCACAACCUCGCCCUUCAAGCAGGAGGUGUUUGUCUACAGCCCGUCCCCCAGCAGCGAGAGCCCCAGCCUGGGGGCCGCUGCCACGCCCAUCAUCAUGAGCCGGAGUCCCACAGAUGCCAAAAGCAGAAACUCCCCGAGGUCAAACCUGAAAUUCCGCUUUGAUAAACUCAGCCAUGCUAGCUCCAGUGCGGGUCACUAAUGUGAAAGUGAAGACCUUCCCUUGUCCAAGGGAAGUGUGGACUUUGGUCUACAGAAGGCUCCUAAUUCCAGCAGCUUGGGGGUGCCGACUACUACUCUGACUGUGUAGGCCUGCUGUCUCACUGGCCGCCUGCCCAGCAGACCAGCUGUCUGUCUCACGUCCUGACCUGGCCAUGACCUUGCCGGAUCCUUCUCCAGACCUGAAAGCCCCAGCCUGUACUUCUGACCUCCCGAUGUGACCGGCUCUCUGAGUCAACUAUCAUGUUUUACAUGCAGGAAAAGAUUUGGGCAAGGGGGACUCUGAGUCCCAGGGGGCUCAGGGAGAAGUUAGGGAGCUCGUCUGCCCCAGAGACAGAAGGGGGUUGUGUGGUGGGGAGCAGAGGUAACUGUAGAUGGUGGGUGGGUACUGUCUGUCUUGGGUCACAGUACAGUGCCUUCCUGGGCAUGGUGGAAAGGCUGCUCUUCCAGGAAUAUCCCAGCAUCCUCCAGGUUGAAUGCCUUUGCAUUUCUGACACAUCUGCUGGCCCAGGCCUAGGGAGCUCUGUCCCUGCUGCCAGGGUCCUCUCAGGAGGCUCAGGAUGCUGGAAGCUCCAAGUCAGAGCUAGGUGUUCCAGGACCCGGGUGCAUGCUCCCUUGACUGUAGUCUCAAGGUUUUUCCUUUCUAACUCUAUUCAAGCUGCUGAUCAUCUUUGUGGUUGGAGAAGCCCUGGUAGUGGGCAGCCAGGAGUCUGGAGUCCAGUGCAGGAGCACUCAUUAGGGGUUCAGGUCUCCACUUUUGUGAGAUUUUGGAAAAGACAAAGUUUAAGCCAUCUCUUAGGUGAGAGAGAGGGGAGUGAUGUAGCGGACUUGGCAAGUUUUGGUCAGUCUAGUGUGUGGUGGAAACAAUCUAGUGUUCUUCCACCUCUGUGGUCCUGUCAUCUGUGACGGGACUGAUACUGCCUAGGGCCUGCUUCUAGGCUCAGUCCCCCCCCCCCCAGUCUUCUUCCUUCCAUCUCCAACUGCAGGUUUCUAGACCACUGUCCCAUCUGCAGGGCUCCUGGAAGCCCAGAUCCCACGAGCCCGUGCUUUAAGACACAGGCCAUCUGUAUUUCUUGCUAUGGCCGCCUUCUCUGGGUGAGCCGGCUCAUCCCGAGGAGCUGUCCUUGGCUCCUCAGCCUUCCAGGUUCGCAGGGCUUUUCUGCUGCUGGGUGGGGAGUAGAGCAUCCACCAGGCUAAACCCUGGCUCUGCACAGCAGGCACUUGAAGAUCCCAGCCCAUUAGGUACACAUAGGUCUGUGGCACAGGACUGCUUGGUCCUGGGCCCCCAUUUCAGUGAAGCAGAUGACCAGAUUUCCAGCCAAGUGCUUUGUCUGCAUAGGCUCCUAUUCCCAAGCCAAAGUACAGAAGGGUGGGGCAGCCCUUGGGGCUGGUAUUGUA
Messenger RNA from Rattus rattus (black rat), 3903 nucleotides. RefSeq names its product RAP1 GTPase activating protein 2 (gene Rap1gap2). Gene Ontology annotation, molecular function: GTPase activator activity. Lineage: Eukaryota; Metazoa; Chordata; Mammalia; Rodentia; Muridae. The record is from RefSeq and is a predicted model, not a curated record. The transcript has 24 exons. The coding region runs from base 266 to 2488 and encodes 740 amino acids. Gene Ontology annotation, cellular component: cytoplasm; plasma membrane. Gene Ontology annotation, biological process: regulation of small GTPase mediated signal transduction; activation of GTPase activity.